Messenger RNA from Vicia villosa (hairy vetch), 423 nucleotides. Its product is annotated as putative zinc finger A20 and AN1 domain-containing stress-associated protein 8. The record is from RefSeq and is a predicted model, not a curated record. Gene Ontology annotation, molecular function: zinc ion binding; DNA binding. NCBI's taxonomy places the organism in Eukaryota, Viridiplantae, Streptophyta, Magnoliopsida, Fabales, Fabaceae. Bases 1 to 423 code for a protein of 140 amino acids. The transcript has a single exon.
AUGGUUCCAUCACUCUGCAUCAAUGGCUGUGGUUUCUAUGGUUCUUCUUCAAACAACAACUUAUGUUCUAAGUGUUACAAUGAUUAUCUCAAAGAAAGCACUGAGAAAUCAAAUGAUGAAAGCUUUGAAUCGAUAUUUUCUUCUUCUUCAACGGCCCCUAAUACCGAUAGUAUUUGUGAGGCUAUGGCAGCCACUUCUCUUACCGACAAUCAAAACAUUAAGGCAAAGAAAAAUAGGUGCAAGAGUUGCAGUAAAAAAGUGGGACUAUUAGGCUUUAAAUGUCGCUGUGGAAACGUGUUUUGUAAAAUACACAGAUAUCCAGAAGAACAUGAAUGUAAGGUGGAUUUAAAGGAGAUUGAGCGUAAAAUAUUAAAUAAACAGAAUCCUUUAUGUGUAAGUGAUAAGUUAAAACACCGAAUUUAG